This is a messenger RNA of Athalia rosae (coleseed sawfly), 4122 nucleotides long. Its product is annotated as CUE domain-containing protein 2-A. The transcript has 5 exons. NCBI's taxonomy places the organism in Eukaryota, Metazoa, Arthropoda, Insecta, Hymenoptera, Athaliidae. The coding region runs from base 204 to 1064 and encodes 286 amino acids. The record is from RefSeq and is a predicted model, not a curated record.
GUUAACCGGGACGCGCCGAAGCUCACCUUUGACGACGUGUCAUAUGUAUUAUAAUCGUUCGUUAAGAAAUGGUAACUUAACUAUCAAAAGGGUAGCCGCGAAUAUAUUGCGCAUUGUUUACUCGUAACUCAUCUAUUCAGUUCGUCGGUCGCUGCGUUCUAUUUGUGCGGCAAACCCUAGUCACUCGUUUGUAUAAGGAUAGAAUGAAUCGAACAAUGGAUGAGAAAGAGGAGCUAGUAAAGAAGUCGCUUUUCAGUUUUGUAAGAAAACAAGUUCCAACUGCUCAAUUGAGUCUGAUAGAUGACAUAGUUCUGAGUUAUGUCGUGAGCAUGGUUGAAGAAAAUGCUUUGGAAGAGGAUUUGGACGUUGAGGGAUUGUGCGAGAUGGUCUCUGCCUGCCUUCCUGAGUUCUCAACAAUUGACAAAGAUGCGGUAUCGAAAUGGCUAUCAGAGAUUGAAAAUGAACUGAGACGAGGAAAUAAAUCUGGUGGGGAUUCUCAACCUCAUGAUCCAUUGAGUCAAAUUAGUUUGACGGCAUUUUUGCCUCCCGAAGCUCAGAGAACGAGGGUACAUCAUCUAUCGGAAACGAGUGAUGCUGGCAGUGAUUCUAGCGGCGAAUAUUUUGCUGAACAGGAAUCAACGUGGCAUCAGGUUGCACUUCUCCAGGAAAUGUUUCCCGGAGCAAGUCCAGCGGAAGCUCGACAUUGUCUGGCUGUUGCUGGUGGUGAUAUUGCAAAGGCAGCUCAACUCGCUUUGCACAGACAAGAGGCUGGACAGAGUCUCGUUGGCAAUCUUACUUUUCUCACACCGAGUGUUCGCAAUAAGGCGCGAGUGAAUGACGAAGAAUUGAAAUCUCGCAUAAUUGCUCGUUAUAGUUACGUGGAUCGUGACAAUGCCGCUCGAGAGCAUCGCCCUGUGGCUCCCAAGACAGAACCAAAAAAAAUGGUUCGCUAUUUGGACAACAAAAUAGUAAGUGUGAAAGGUGAAAGAUAUACGGAAGUGCGACGAGGGGACGACGAUGAGGGGAACGAGGGAGGUAGAAAGAGGGGGCACAGUCGUCCGUAACCAGCCCCUUUGCCUCCCCCCCCUGAUCCACCCCCUUGGAGGCAUCUGAUUUUAUAUCUUACUUGAAUUGAAGCCCUUCUUAGCUGAACUUAAGAGUAUAAUCAACUGACGAUGCUAAAUAAUAAUAAAAAUGGUACAACUUUGUUUUUUCUCUUUUAACAAUUUCUCAACGUGUGUUUGCUAUUUGUUUGAAUAUGAUUGCCUCUGUGUUAAUUUUCAUCGAUAAUCAACCACAGUUUUGUUAUUAUCCAGCAGCUCGACUUAUACUCUUAGACCAAGCUCGCGAUGGCCAUCAGUUAAUUAUCGUUAAUAUAUUAAAAUCGAAAUAGACAUCUCAACUACCAAAAGGAAUGUAGAAAGUGUCAAGAAUAGACCUGCUUUCGAACAACGCUACGUUUCUUUGGCCAUUAUAAACCGAACAAGUUUAUAAGAGCCGUUGACUCGAUCAAAAAACUUAUUCUCUUUUAGUUUCAAACCUCAACUGCGGUAUCUGUGAACCUAAUAAUUCUAAUACAUUUUUGUUGCAACAGAAAUAUUUGAUACAUUCGGCAUUUUCUGUUGUUGUUAUGAUGAUUAUUAUUAUUACUAUUAUUACUAUUACUAUUAUUAGCUAUUAUUACGAUCAUUAUUACUGUCGUUAUAAUCAACAUCAUUGCUGCCAAUAAUCUCAAUUUUUUUCAGAAACUAAUACAGUGUGUGUAGUAUCGAAAGUAAAUAUAGCGUAAUAGAUCGCGAACUUUUCUAUAUUAGCACGCCGUGGCAUAAAGUUUAUCAUUGAUUGCGCUGACAUAAAUCAUGUAUCACGCACAGUAUGAUAUUCGUUGCGCAAUGGCUUCGAAAAGUUGGAAAAAAAAAAAAAAAAAAAACGUACGGCAGCUGCAAAAAUUUGCAACUACCCAUGAUAGGCCAAUCAAUCGGUUGAUCGUGAGUGACAAUUCGAAGCCGCUAAACACAAUAAAUUUAAUCACCUGGUAAUUUAAUCUGCAUCAGCAACAACCGAUUCGAACCGACUUUCUGUUCACUUCAAUACGCUAAGAUCCUACACUCGGAAUAGGGGAGCAUUGGCACCGUCGAUAUAGAGAAUUAUAAAGUACGGUAAAAUAUUUCCCAAUAUUUCACGAACGUCUGUGAUGAUCUGAACUUGCUAAAUAUUCCCAAUUAUUGAAAUCGUUAUUCGUCUUGGAUACCGCUGCAUAAUUACUGCGAGCAUUUUUUUUUUAUUUGCUUUUAUUUUCACUUCAUGAAAAAUUCCACGUGGAAAUUUUUUUUUUUCUUUUAAUUUGUCCAUAGCGAGCAUUUGACGGUUUAUUUUGUGGUAUGCAUUUUAAUACGCAAGGGGGUUGAAUACGCGGUUCCGAGAUACUACCGCGUAUCCAAUAUGGUGCAGUAUACAAUUUGAAGAUGAAAUGACCAAUUUUUUUGUUUUGCUCCUUUUUUCUCUGGCACACAACUCCCGCGACGAACGUAUACAGUUAUAGCGUAUUGUUUAUUAGUUAUGUAAGUCGUAAGAUCAAACCUAGAAAUAUUCUCAAAUAUAGACAGCGGCGGUUUGGUAGUUCUAGCCGCUGAGAAUCAUGAAUUAUAUUAAGUAAUAAGACUUAUAAUUAAAAUUUGCAAAUGACUAAAAUACGCAACAAAAGUAAUCACCCAAUCGAUUAUUUAGUUUUUAGUUUUGUAGUAACUUUUUCUCAUUAGCCUGCAGCGAUUACUAAAAUUUAUCCGGAAGCCAUAAUGCGCUAAUGUGACAUAAAUUUUAGCUGUCUUUGGAUAAUAUUGAAAUUAUUUUUUGUGUUCUAGUCGAUAAAUUAUCGAGUUUAAGCUAUACCAUUCAAUUUUCGAUUAUUAAUUUUAAUUACUUCUUUUCGAUUCUUUUAUUAUGUCGAUCUAAGAAAAUCGUGCCGAUUAUUUUUUACUCUCGCUACUCGACUGUAGAACAUUUUGAAAUAAUGUUGGAGUUUUUCGAAAAUUAUUAUCAGACACGUCCUGCCGAUCGGAUAGUUUUCGUUUCUUUUUUCCUCAUUACAGAUUAUCGGUCGAAAUUUUUCAUAUUCAGUUUUGCGGAAUUAUUUAAGGGCUUAAAAAUCGACAUGAUUUCAAUCAUAAUUAGAAUAUUGGAUUUUUUAACGGAAAUAUGACCUUUUGACUCUCAAGAUAUCGUUCCCAGUGUUUAUUUAUUAGGUAGAUGUACAAUUGACGUUGUAUGACCGAACGUGAAAGUGAUUGAUGAAUUCAAGUUCUGGUGUAGGCAUUAGGUAGGCAAUAAAAUGCGUAUAAUAUAUUUAGGCUGAAUUAUAAAUUUUUUGCUUACCAUGCCACACGUUGUACCAGUAUUACUAUUGUUGUUAUUAAUUAUUAACAAAAAAAAAAAUUUUAAUCUAUAAUAGAACAUCCAUGAUAUGAUGCUCGAUCAAUAAAUAACACAUUGCAUAUUAAACAUUAGAAAUGUGACAAAGCAUCGGAAGUGAUCUAUCUUACGAAAUGCACUUACAGUGAUCUGUAUUCGACAAAUUGAAACACUGCAAUGCAAUGAGAUAUUUUAACCUGCGAUCGUAUUUUUUAUUCUUUUAUUAUAAGUAUCUGUAUUCCUUUUGUAAUUAGGUAUAUUCAAAAAUUAUAUCAAAUUGUUUAUAAAUCGUACGUAUGUUUUUCUUUCGUUAUAGUUGAUCUACUAAAGUGUGUCAAAAUCUGGAAGUGGAUUUUUUACUUAACAAAAAGUAACGAGUCAUAACGUGACAUUCGAGGUCGGAAAUCUUGCAAUCCUGUAGUUAGCAGAAUACUUGAUUACGAAUUUGAUGAUUUCGGAAAGAUUUCCAUUUUUAGAUUUUGCUGCCAUUAGCGCAUCAAAACGUCUUGCAAUGUUUUAAAAGUGUUGCAAUAAGGGCCGGUCCUUGCCAUAACUAAUUAAAUAUUGUGUAUGUGGAAUUUGAAAUGAAAUUCUAGAUAUAAACUGAAUUUGUGAUGAGCUGAAGCGAACGCACUAGCAAAUCAGUUCAAUUAUUAUCAUUAAUCGAUACCGUUUUACCGAACGGUACACGUAAGCAUUUCGAAAAAAAAACAG